This is a messenger RNA of Asparagus officinalis (garden asparagus), 2392 nucleotides long. Its product is annotated as phenylalanine ammonia-lyase-like. The transcript is spliced from 2 exons. Lineage: Eukaryota; Viridiplantae; Streptophyta; Magnoliopsida; Asparagales; Asparagaceae. The record is from RefSeq and is a predicted model, not a curated record. Gene Ontology annotation, cellular component: cytoplasm. Gene Ontology annotation, molecular function: ammonia-lyase activity. The coding region runs from base 96 to 2201 and encodes 701 amino acids. Gene Ontology annotation, biological process: L-phenylalanine catabolic process.
CAAAAAGAAAAGAAAAAAAGAAGAAGAAGCAUUAGCUCCAUUUUCUUUCCUUCACCGUUACAAACUAAACAACAGCUAGCACCUCAAUACAAUACAUGGAGAAUAUCUGCAUGAAGACGAAGCAGGCCGAUCCCCUUAACUGGGGGGCGGCCGCAGAGGCCCUCACGGGGAGCCACCUCGACGAGGUGAAGAGGAUGGUCGAGGACUUCAGGAACCCGGUUGUGAAACUGGAGGGGGCGGACCUAAAGAUAUCGCAGGUGGCGGCGGUCGCGAUGGGGGAGGGGAGGGUGGAGCUGGCAGAGGCGGCGAGGGAGGGGGUGAAGGCGAGCAGCGACUGGGUGAUGGAGAGCAUGGGGAAGGGGACCGACAGCGACGGGGUUACCACGGGGUUUGGGGCGACUUCUCACCGGAGGACGAAGCAGGGUGGCGCUCUUCAGAAGGAGCUCAUUAGAUUCCUAAACGCCGGAAUCUUCGGCUCCGGCAGAGAAUCCGGUAACAUGCUGUCGACCUCUGCCACUCGAGCCGCAAUGCUCGUCCGCAUCAACACCCUCCUCCAGGGCUACUCCGGCAUCCGCUUCGAAAUCCUGGAAGCCAUCACCUCCUUCCUCAACGCCAACAUCACGCCCUGCCUACCCCUCCGAGGAACCAUCUCCUCCUCCGGCGACCUUGUCCCUCUCUCCUACAUCGCCGGAAUGCUCACCGGCCGCCCCAAUUCCAAGGCCAUUGGCCCCAAUGGCUCUGAGAUCGACGCUGCCGAGGCCUUCAAGCUCGCCGGAAUCCCCAGCGGGUUCUUUGAGCUUCAACCGAAGGAAGGCCUUGCGCUUGUCAACGGCACUGCUGUUGGCUCUGCGCUCGCCUCCACCGUCCUCUUCGAGGCCAACAUUCUCGCUGUCCUGGCUGAGAUAAUCUCUGCAGUGUUUUGCGAGGUGAUGCAAGGGAAGCCUGAGUUCACCGACCAUCUCACUCACAAAUUGAAGCAUCACCCGGGUCAGAUUGAAGCAGCGGCGAUCAUGGAGCACAUCUUAGAAGGAAGUUCAUAUAUGCAAAUGGCGAAGAAGGUCCACGAGCUCGACCCCCUUCAGAAACCGAAGCAGGAUCGUUAUGCAUUGAGGACAUCGCCCCAAUGGCUCGGUCCUCAGAUUGAAGUAAUCCGCUCAUCCACCAAGUCUAUUGAACGGGAGAUCAAUUCAGUAAACGACAACCCGCUCAUCGAUGUCUCGAGGAACAAGGCUCUCCAUGGUGGAAACUUCCAAGGGACUCCUAUCGGUGUAUCGAUGGACAAUACCAGACUUGCCAUCGCUGCCAUUGGAAAGCUCAUGUUUGCUCAGGUAUCGGAGCUUGUCAACGAUUUCUACAACAACGGCCUUCCUUCCAAUCUCUCUGGAGGACGAAACCCAAGCUUGGACUAUGGAUUCAAAGGAGCAGAAAUAGCCAUGGCUUCCUACUGCUCUGAGCUUCAAUAUCUCGCCAAUCCGGUGACCAACCAUGUUGAAAGCGCCGAACAACACAAUCAAGAUGUCAACUCUUUAGGACUCAUUUCAUCGAGAAAGACAGCAGAGGCUGUAGAGAUCUUGAAGCUGAUGACUUCCACGUUUUUAGUCGCGCUCUGCCAAGCAAUCGAUCUCAGGCACUUGGAGGAGAAUCUCAAGCAAGCAGUGAAGAACACAGUGAGCCAAGUCUCAAAGAGAGUGUUGACGACAGGUGUCAACGGGGAGCUUCACCCAUCAAGGUUCUGCGAGAAGGAACUGAUCAAGGUGAUUGACAGAGAGUAUGUCUUUGCCUACAUCGACGAUCCUUGCAGUUACACUUACCCACUGAUGCAGAAGGUAAGGCAAGUACUCGUUGAGCACGCACUGAACAAUGGAGAGAAGGAAAGAGAUUUGAACACUUCCAUAUUUCAAAAGAUUGCUGUCUUUGAAGAGGAGCUCAAGGCAGUUCUGCCCAAAGAGGUGGAGGCUGCUAGAGUUGCAGUGGAGAAUGGAAGUGCAGCAAUUGCCAACAGGAUUAAGGAAUGCAGAUCCUAUCCUUUGUAUAGGUUUGUGAGGGAAGAGCUUGGGACUGAGCUUCUGACAGGGGAGAAGGUUCGAUCACCGGGAGAGGAGUUUGAUAAGGUGUUUGUCGCUAUUUCUCAGGGGAAGAUGAUUGAUGCUGUGCUCGCGUGCCUCAAGGACUGGAAUGGUGCACCCCUCCCCAUAUGUUAAGAAGCUAAUUUCCUGUAAGAAAAUCUGGAAGGGGGUAAAGAAACUGUAUGUCAAUAGACAUCCUUCUCAGUAUUUGUUCUAUUAUUUCCUUUUUCUAUUUCUUUUUCCCAGAGUUUUGUUUAAGGAAGUGACGUAUUAUGUGAAAGUUUAAUUCAUACAAACUUGAAUAAAUAAUUCCCAUUUGUAGAAAA